UUGACCAUCAUGUUCUCUUUCUUGUCUCUCUUCAGCUCAGCACUGCUGGCCUCCACCGCCGUGGCAUGGCCAAGCGCACCUCCUGCCCCCUUCGUUCAGAACACAACCGUCUUCGUCCCGCCAGCCAACUGGCCAGACAAGGGUGGCAGUUAUGCUCGUUCCGUCCUUCUCAAUCAGAAUUGCGAGCAGGGUGAACCCACCAUCUUGGCCACCGCAGCCUACAACGCCCCUGACGGUCAAUACUUCAUCAUCCACAAGAGCACUGACUAUGGAGCCACCUGGUCGGAAUUCUCCAAGGCGUACUUCAACGGCAAUGCUAGCGUGACCGGAGGUAUCAUUUUGCAGCCUUUCAUGAUUGAGCUCGCUCAGCCGUUUGGAAAAUACCAGCCUGGAACCAUUCUGCUGUCUGGUAACCGUAUUCCUGGCGACUUUUCGAGCACCAAUAUUCAGUUGUAUGCUAGCACAGACAAGGGUGUAUCCUGGGAGUAUGUCUCCACUGUCGCUUACGGCGGUCCUCCAAACACCGACAACGGAGCACCCUGCGUCUGGGAACCCUUCAUUCUCGCCUACGACAACCAGGUCAACGUGUUCUACUCCGACCAACGUGAUCCCGCGUAUGGCCAGAAACUCGCUCACCAGUCCAGUGGUGACCUGAUGUCAUGGGGUGAUGUUGUCAAUGAUGUCGCUUACGCAAACUACACCCAGCGACCCGGCAUGAUCACCAUGGCACAAAUCGGCAACGGAAAAUGGAUGUGCUCCUACGAAGUCGGUCUCUGGACAGAUCCCGUCACUGGCAGCAACGAUAGCGCACCUUACGCCACCCACUACAAGAUUGCAGACUCACCUCUCAAAUUCGGAUCAGUUGGCGAUAGCAUCCUGAAGACCNCCGAAGGCAUCUCCAGCGCAGGUCCCUACACUGUCUGGACUCCCGCUGGUGGUCCCUCGGGCACAAUUGUUGUCAGCGAUUCCUCAUACGAUCAAUUCUUCCUCAACACACAGAACGGCGACCCCAGCGCUUGGAAGAACGUCAGUAGCCAAGGUCAUGGAGUCGGAUACACCAGAUCUUUAAGAGUGCUGCCAGGAAAUAGUGGAAAGAUCAUUCAGGUGUAUAACGGUGGUAUGUACGGUUCAAACAUGACCGAGUUCACUGCUGGCGAUUUCAUUGUGCCAGGACCUGCUGGUCAUGGUCCUGGUGCUCAAGGCUUCCCUGCUUGCAACCACAACAGCGGCGGCUAUGGACAUGGCUGGGGCUGGGGCAAUCCCUGGUGGUAG
This is a messenger RNA of Aureobasidium vineae, 1272 nucleotides long. The record is from the annotation of a GenBank genome assembly. Lineage: Eukaryota; Fungi; Ascomycota; Dothideomycetes; Dothideales; Saccotheciaceae.